This is a messenger RNA of Lycium ferocissimum, 1104 nucleotides long. RefSeq lists its product as uncharacterized. The coding region runs from base 1 to 1104 and encodes 367 amino acids. The record is from RefSeq and is a predicted model, not a curated record. The transcript is spliced from 2 exons. Lineage: Eukaryota; Viridiplantae; Streptophyta; Magnoliopsida; Solanales; Solanaceae.
AUGGGAGAUGCUUUUACGAAAAAGGGUUAUAAGGGUUGGAACAAGGCUAAGGAAAGACUCAAAACUCAUAUUGGAGAGGUAAAUAGCAUCCACAACAAGUGUUUCAACAUGAUGAUUGAUUUGAUAAAUCAAUCACAAUCAAUUCACACUUCUUUUGACAAGCGUAACGAGAAAGACAAAAAUGAAUCUCGACAUCGCUUGGGUGCUUCAAUUGAUGUGGCAAGGUUUCUCUUAAGAUUAGGAUUGCCGUUUCGUGGUCAUGAUGAGAGCAUAUCAUCUACAAAUAGAGAUAUUGUUGAUGCUUGUGCAAAAGAAACAAUCAAAGCUAUUAUUGAAGACAUGGAUGGUGAUUAUUUCGGAAUACUGGUUGAUGAAUCGAAGGAUAUAUCACACAAGGAGCAAAUGGCACUUGUUCUACGAUAUGUUGACAAAAAAGGUGAAGUGAUAGAGCGAUUUGUUGGUAUUGUCCAUGUUAAUGAUACAUCUGCACGAUCAAUGAAGGAAACACUCUAUUCUUUUCUUUCGGAUCACUCAUUAAGUCCAUCUCAAAUACGUGGACAAGGUUAUGAUGGUGCUAGUAACAUGCAAGGAGAACUAAAUGGUCUUAAAAGUUUAAUUUUGCGUGAUACUCCAUCCGCAUAUUCCACUCAUUGUUUUGCUCACCAAUUGCGCUUGACACUUGUGGCUUUUGUGAAGAAAAAUUCAGAUGUGGAUGAUUUUUUUUGUAUAGUUACUAAUGUAUUGAAUAUUGUUGGAGCAUCUUAUAAGCGCGGAUUUGCUCGGACAACAUCAAGUUGCAAAGUUAGAAGAGUUGCUCAUUUUACGGUGAAGUGCACACAGACGGGACUAAAUCAGAACGUGGGCUUCAACGACCGUGUGAUACUGCGUUGGGGUUCUCAUUAUAAAACAUUGCAGAACUUCAUUGAUAUAUUUCCAUCAAUUCUUUAUGUUCUUGAAUUUGCUGCAUGUGAGUGUCCAAAUUAUAUCGAUAGACUUACAGCUGAAAGUCUUGUGGAUAAGAUUAAGGGGUUUGAUUUUGUUUUUAUGUUGCACUUGAUGUUGGAAGUUCUGAAGAAGACAAAUUAUUUGAACUACUCGUUAUAG